Messenger RNA from Zophobas morio, 5799 nucleotides. Its product is annotated as post-GPI attachment to proteins factor 2-like. The transcript has 3 exons. Gene Ontology annotation, cellular component: Golgi membrane; endoplasmic reticulum membrane. The record is from RefSeq and is a predicted model, not a curated record. The coding region runs from base 140 to 901 and encodes 253 amino acids. Gene Ontology annotation, biological process: GPI anchor biosynthetic process. Lineage: Eukaryota; Metazoa; Arthropoda; Insecta; Coleoptera; Tenebrionidae.
CUGUUCGUUUGUAUUCGUCACUCUUCGUGACUAGUAUGAAUGCUCAUCAACAAUCAACAAACCAAACAGCUGUUAUAACCUAAAAUGUACUAAUGAAAGUGAUUUUUAAAUUAAGUUUGAGUUGAACGUGUGACGAAUAAUGCCUAAUGAAGCUCGGUAUGCGUUGUUAUACAGUGAUUAUGAGACCUCCACGGUCUUACGUUUACCUUUUGAAAAAUUCUCAAUAAUUACUGUUGGUUUACCUUUGUUCGCGUUUUUAUUCUGUAUCGUCUAUUCCGUGGUGUUUCAUUUUGAAAAUGCAACAUACACCCAUUGUCAAGUAUUUAAUAUUUUACCGUCCAUCUCCGCCGCUAUUGGAAAUUUUUCACCGCAACGACAAGUCUGGCAAGUGGCCAUUGUUUUACAUGCAGUGCCAAGAUUCUCCAUUGCCUUUGUUUACUUACAACACCACCAAAGUGUUUUGUACCAACAUGACCAAUGGAUGGGAACUGUAGCAUGUGUUCUUAAUGUUAUUGAAAACAUUGCUCUGAUUAUAUUAUCCUUUUGGACAUCAUCACAACAUUAUCCUGUUCAUGAAAAAGCCUUUAUUACCUUCAUAUUGAUGUCAGAAUUUUACAUGAUCUUAAUUUAUAUUCUACAAAGACGAUGCAAAAAACGUCAUAAAGAAAGUUUGAAAUGGAAAAAAAGACUUCUCAUCACGAACAUAUCAUCAAUUUUAAUAGCAACUUACUGCUUUUUACGACACAAUUCGUAUUGUGAGCCUUAUGUAUAUUCGGGUUUUGCCUUGGCAGAAUAUACAGUCGUACUAACAAAUAUGGCAUUUCAUAUGACAGCUUAUCUAGAUUUCAAAAAUAAAGAUCUGGUGGUUUACAGGUAUGGCGUUGCUUUAACAGAAAGAUAAUAUUUAGUUGUAUAGCUAGUCAUAUAAUAUUUUUUAUCGGUCAUGUGAAUCUUUGAAAAAAAAAGUUGUUAUGGCUCAUAUUGCUAAUGACACCGCACCAAAGAAGAAUCUUGUAAUAAAAUUAGAAAAUAUUAGAUUUACUAAUUUAUUAUCUGCGACAAGUGCUUUAUGCCAAACGUAUAUUUAAAAUUAUGAUUGUUCCCAUAUUAAAAGUUGGUCACCACAAGUUAAAAAUUCACAUUUCAAUGGGGUAGAAAUUUCCCUUGAAAUUUCUGUGCCAUAAAAUGUAACAUAUUUUAUUUACUUAUUUAUCUUUUUUUGUACGUGUUUACCUUUUUUUACUUUGUAAAAAACACUUGUUUGUGUAUUUAUUAUAUUAAUCCAUCCAGUGCUAAAUUACAAAAAUAUGUAGCAAAACUGCUGUAUACAGUCUAUUCAUAACAAUAUAUUAAAUAGAUUGGAAGAGGCCGAAAAGUACAUAUUUUAAAAAGUUACAGAGAAUUGAGUAGUAUUAAGAAUUCUUGAUGGAUAAACAUAUAGUUCUUUGAGCAAAUUUGUAUCGUUUUACAAGAUCACUUAUAUGAAUAAAUAACAUAAGUGUCAGUUUUUCAAGCUACCAGAUUGUCAUCAAUAACUAUGCAUUUUUCGUCUAUUUUAUUGAAUAACUUUUUAAGUAUUGAUUUUAAAAUAUUGGUUGCUUUUGAUUUUUAGAUCACAUAGAUCUCUUAAAAUGGUUUUAUCAAAUAAAAGAAAACCCCUGUAUAUGCAGGAAAAAUGUAAACAUUUCGAAAUCAUUUUAUGAAAAAAAUCGAACGUUAAUUGAAUUUUAUAAAACUACUCCCACAACCUAAAUUAUUUUCUCAAGGAGUACAUGUCAGCAACAUAUUUGAAAUUUUGAAAAAAAUUCUUUGUGUUUAUUUCCUCCUCUUCUUGUUUUACUUAUUUUUAAUAACAUUUACUUUAUAUUUAACAUUUAAAACUUUAUAAAACUGACAGUCUCAGAAUCAAAUGCAGUUGUCUUUAGAAAACGUAAUACUUACCUCAUUCAAACCUUUCAUAACAUCAUUAAAAAAAUCAGCUUUAUUCUUAAAUGUACAUUCCAUAAAAAAUAAAUUGACCUGUUUGAGCAAUUUUGUCAAAUUCUAUGGGCAUACUGUACAUUGAUUAAAACCAAAUGUGUUUGGUGAUAAUUUCUAUUUUCGUAAUUUGGUAAUGUCCAUGAUCCAUAUUUUUGGAAUAGUUGAUGUUAUGGAUUUAUACAUUUUCUUCGAAUCUGGUCGAUGUGCCUUUUGCUUGUUUUUUUGGAGAGUGUUGGCCUGAAUAACAAUUUCUAACAUAAAAGUAGGAGUUAUAUUGUACCUAGUACUGCUUACAGUAUUGUUUAUUCCAUUGAAUUAAUUACUUUGUGAUGGUGACCAUCUUUAUUAUUACUUGUUUUUAAAUUUAGUUUUAUUUUAGACAAUAUUUUGUAUAGGUAUUAAUUUUUUUUUCAUUUCAUAAUUCUGACUAAUUUAUAUUGGUAUUUGAGAAUUUUAUUCGAAAUAUCAUUGUAUGUGUCAUCAUCUAGUGUGUUUAAGCAUAGUGAGAAAGAGAUGAAGAAGUAUGUAUGUGUAUAUAAAAUAUUGCCUAACAUCUAUAUACCGCAUGCACACUGCCCAACACAUCAAGUGCGUAACUACCUUCGUUAAUUGUGAAUUAAUAUCUAAAUAUUUUAAUUGACAACAGUUUAUCUAAAUCUUGACUCUAAUACGCCUUUAAAAUGAUCAUGCAAGUUGUAGAUACUCAGUCAUUUACGUUUUUUCUUUAUUGUAGUUAACCGUGCACUUGAAUCAACUGUUGUACCAUAAAUGGAAGUACCAUUAGGUAUUAAAGUUACGAUAAAAAUCGGUCACUUCUUAUACGAACUGCUACUAUCUAACAUGUUUCAGAAAUGUAGUUAAUCCUUGUUUGACUAAUAUAAAUGUUAUUUAAAUGUCGAUCACCUUCUUCACACAAUUCACAUUUUAAUGUUACAAGUAACAAGCACAAAGUUGUAUUUCAAGCACUGUAGCUUUUUAAAAUGGUUUAAAUAACUAGAUGUUUCAUUAUUUAUGAUUGAAUUAAAUGAUGUAUACUAUAGCAUCUUUGAACAAAAAAAACAACAUUUAUCUUAUGUCCGUUUCCACCUUAUUUUUAAUCACCGGAUUAACGUUAUGUUUUACUUAAUUUAAUAGAUUUGCAAACAAAUUGAGUAAAAUAUGUAUAACGUUGAUCCACAGUGUAGAGAUCAUUCAGUAGGGACACCUCGUCUCGGCGCCUUUGAUCUUUCUGACCCGAAUUUUAAGCCGUCAUCGCUGGUCGCUGCCUAAACUCCUUAUUUCUAGAUGUUGCCACCCAAUUUAAAAAGUAUCACAAUCGCUUCAUUUGAAAAUUUAAAAAUUGAUUCGUGUAUGCAAUUUACUACACACUACUUUGCUCAGAUCGUAAUAUCGUGAUCGCAAAAAGACAAGAAAGAAAUCUAUCUUUUAUCUAUAAACGUGAUGAUUUGUUGCAGAUUUACAUUUAUUACUCCCACAAUUCACACAUGUUUUCUUAGGAUACUUGUAGUUUUGUAAUGAAUAUCAAAAUAAUGUAAAAAAUACGUAUAAAAAAACAAAAACGUUAUUAGGAAACGCUAAUAUACAUUUUAUUUUUUUAAACAAUUAGUAAACCAUGGUCCCAACAAAACAUGAACAAUGUCUUUUUAGAAUUCCUUUGUGAAAAUUAUAUUUAACCGAAAUAAUUCCACCGGAAGAUCAGCCAAUGCAACUAAACUACCAAAUUUCAAAUAUUUCAGACUGAAGUCACUAGAUAACGAAAGUACCCCAAUUCAAGGUUCCAAUGUGUAAGAAAGACAAGUACCUUGUAAUGCGCGUCCUCAUACAGUCACAAUACAAACGACCACCCAUGAAAACGGGUCACUAAAAAUACUGAGUUAUCCCUACUGAAUGAUCUCUAUAGUGUGGUUAAUCAGGUGAUUAAAAUUGCGAUGCAAACGGUAGUUAAUAAUUUAAAUUUGGUAAUUAAAAAUUAAAUGAUUUAUGAUUCUGGACGUACGAAAUUCGAUUUAUUUAACCUAUGUAUAAGGUUAUUGUACUUGUUUAUUUUAGUAUUAUUAAACAUAUUAUAAUAAAUUCAAAUUUGUAAUGUUGUCAGGUAUUAAUGCAAGAAAGCAUAUUUUAAUAUCGAAUAAAGAGUUGUGACGAUAAGUUUAUUUUAUAGUGAUUGUUUUCGAAUUUUAAGAAUUCUGGAUAUAUUUGCAUGAAAUGCUUAAUAAUUGUCCUUAGACCGUAUUGUAUUUUCUGAAUUUAUGUUUUAUGGUGCAUAUGGUUAAGCUUCGAUGGUAUUGUUACUUUUAGGUUAUUGGAAGAAUGAUGAAAUUGAUAAAAUUGGAAAAGUUGUAUUAAUUUUAUUGAUUGUUUUUUUUUUUUUAUUCAAUCAGUUGAGAUUUUAGGUUCAAUAUUUUAGGCUUCCACGUAUUUAAAAAUUAGUAUUUACUAUUUUAGUACAACAACAAAAAAUGUGAUAUUUAUAAUUAGUUUACUUUAGUCAUAAACUAUUUAUAAGUAAAUAUAAUUAUUUGGUUGUUUAAAGUUUUCUGUGGUUUAAAUUCUCUACUUUAAUGGAGUUUACCAGGCCAUAUUUUAUUGUACGAACAACUAAUUGUUUGUAGAAAGGUACGAUUUUUGUACUUCGUAUACCAUUUCCAUGAAUGUAAUUUUAUUUUUGUGUAAUAACCAGUGCGCGGAAUUAUAUUUCAGUGCUGCAAUCCCCCAGUUGAAGUAAGGUAUGUUUUACGGCGAGUAGCGGGGACGCUUUGAUCUGGUCCACAACGUCGUAGCCAGUGCGUCUCUAGGAGUGUUUACAGCUAGUAAAAAAACUACUUCUAUAUUACUAUAUUACUUCAAAUAAUAAUACUCGGUGCUCUUUUUAAUUUUUCAACCACAGGACCACAGAUUUGUGAUCUUGAAAUGUUAUAUUAUGUUGAUAUAGUUCAAAAGAAAAAUAUAUUUGUAAUCAAACUAUCGACGCGGCAACACUGGAUCGAGCGAGUGAGAUAUUAUUCCGCGCCUUGGUAAUAACCAGUACCGACAAUACAGAGUGAUUUGCAAAAAUCACGUGAACGAAUAGAAUAUUUCAGUGCUUCUGGAUUGCCACUAUUUAGAUUUUUUAAAACCAGCGCUUAAACGUACAGGUAACAGUGUUUGCAUGAAGUGUUAUUUUACGUCGGAUAAUAAUCAAAAGCUAUCACCAUUUUUUGUUAUUACAACGCAACCAAGAAUUGUAUUUCGCAGUUUGCACAAAACAUGAAAUUAAACUGCAGUAAUUAUAAAUUUGUAACUCAGACUAAGAUCCUUUAUUUUAAUAUUAUGUUUUAUUAUAAUUAACUUUCUUAAAUAUUAUUCUUAACAUGCAGUUUUUCUGUAUAAAAAAAAAAGGACAGAAGGAAAUUAGAAAUAUGCUGUGCCGAAUCCAAAUGAUUUAAAGCAAAUGAAUAACUUGUCAUUCACUUUACAAGCUAAGGCUGUUGGCCGGGAGCACUGCGAUAUAAGGUACCUGGAUUUAAAGAGAUGUUUAUAUUUUUUAAGUUGAUAUAAGCGUAUAUUUGUCACCUAUAUUUUUAUGUAAAAUACUAACAUGGAAUAUUUAUGCACUUAAAACGAAAACCAUUUUUCAUUUUGUAAAUUCGAUAGUAAACUAAAAGCAAUUUUUUUAUGUGUAGAUGUAUAGUGGUAAACUCCAUGACAAAUUUUAAUCCAAAAUUGAUAGGUUCCUACUUGUCCGCAAAUUGUUACGAUGCCGCAAAUCGAAAAUAUAUUUUGAAUGUAUUUUUCCUCCAUGUAGCUUCCUUUUAUUAAAAAAAUGUAACGUUAAAUUUA